AUUACGCGCAUGCGUAACAGCCACACACGUUGUUUUGGAAGUUGUUAACGCAAAAAACGUAGCUACAUAUUUCUGUGUUUUAAUAGCUUUACCAACUCUUUGCGUGUUUUAUCGUUGCUUCGCAUGUGUUUCCUAUUUUGGAGUAUCAUUACCUGUUAUUAGCUGUUGCUAAAACUAGUUGACAGGGAAGCUGAAGUUUAAAGAAAGCUAACUAGCCUGAUAGCUUAGCCCUGUGCAGCGACAGCAUGGCAGCUGUACUGGGGCUGAUAGCUGGGAGCUACGAGCAGGUCACCUUUGGGUACAGAGUGAACACUGAUGAACCAGAGUGGACAGCGAAGGCAGAGUUCACUCAUCACGCCCACACAGGGUCUAUAUCAGCAGCAGCAGCCAGCGAGAGGUUUGUGGUCACAGGAAGCAAAGAUGAGACCAUCCAGCUGUACGACAUGAAGAAGAAGAUCGAACACGGAGCUCUGCUGCAUCACGAUGGCACCAUCUCUUGCCUGGAGUUUUACGGGACGUCUCAUUUACUGAGCGGAGGAGAGGACGGACUCAUCUGUGUUUGGGGCACGAAGAAGUGGGAUUGUCUGAAAUCCAUCAAAGCUCACCAAGGUCAGGUCACGUCGCUGUCCGUCCAUCCAUCUGGAAAAAUUGCACUUUCAGUCGGGACAGAUAAAACUCUCAGAACAUGGAAUCUAACAAACGGAAGAUCGGCCUUCAUCAAAAACAUAAAACGGAAUGCACACAUAGUCCGAUGGUCUCCUGAUGGGGAUAAAUAUGUGGUCGUGGUGAACGACGAGGUGAACAUCUACGACCUGGAGACCGCCUCUGUGACGGCAACCAUGAAAAACCCCAAGAGGAUUUCAUCUGUGAAGUUCUUAAAUAACUCCAUUCUUGCGGUUGCAGGAGACGAUGAAAAAGUGAGGUUUUGUGACCUGGGAAGAGAGAAAUGGUUGUGUGAGUUUAAGGCUCAUGAAAACAGAGUGAAGGCGGUCGACAGCUUUGUGAUGGAGGAUCACUGCGUACUGGUGACGGCUUCAAAUGACGGAUUCAUCAAAAUGUGGAAACUUUAUCUAAAAGAGGAGCUGGAGUCUCCCACUCUGCUCAUGGAAGUGAACACAACGGCCCGCCUGACGUGCCUCGCUGUGUGGAAACCUUCGUCUGUGCAGCCGCCCGCUGAGGAACCAGCCGCUCCGACCACGACACCUCAAGAACUGAUUCAGGAGCUUUCAAAGACGAAGAGAGUCCGAAUUGCAGCAGAAGAAGUUAUUCUAGAAGACGAGAGCAAACCCAAGAAGAAGAAAAAGGGCGGUGGAAAAAAACUUACAGAAUAAUUAAACCUGUUUUGUUAUUCAUGGCUGUUUUAUAUAUUUUUGUCACAUAUGCAAGUGCUCUUUGCUGUUGCUACAGGUUUUGUGAACAGAUUUUGUGAAUAUAUAUAUUCCUUUCCUGUCAACAAUGAAAAUAGGAACAAUACGAGGGAAAAUUAGAUCAACAAUAAAACAUGUUUUAUAAUCCUCA
Molecule: messenger RNA, 1518 nt
Organism: Gymnodraco acuticeps
Lineage: Eukaryota; Metazoa; Chordata; Actinopteri; Perciformes; Bathydraconidae
Gene: pak1ip1
Product: PAK1 interacting protein 1
Exons: 10
Coding region: 246-1331 (361 amino acids)
Molecular function (GO): protein binding
Source: RefSeq, a predicted model, not a curated record